Nannospalax galili (Upper Galilee mountains blind mole rat) is the source of this 1389-nucleotide messenger RNA. It is a transcript of the gene Psph, whose product is annotated as phosphoserine phosphatase. Gene Ontology annotation, cellular component: cytoplasm. Bases 413 to 1102 code for a protein of 229 amino acids. The record is from RefSeq and is a predicted model, not a curated record. Gene Ontology annotation, biological process: L-serine biosynthetic process; dephosphorylation. The transcript has 7 exons. Gene Ontology annotation, molecular function: magnesium ion binding; L-phosphoserine phosphatase activity. Lineage: Eukaryota; Metazoa; Chordata; Mammalia; Rodentia; Spalacidae.
GCCAAGGUGGCCUUCCUACCCGGCUUUGCAGAGCUGAGAUCUGGCGUCUCCAGUUCUGAAAAGCACAUCCAAGAACUGAUCUGAAGCCUCCCCACGUAUCAGCAGAUCCCACACCACCGUUUGGUGAAGACUGAGUGCGCCUGCACGGGUCACGUCCCUCCAGACUCAGCGCCUACACGUUGCCGCGGCCCAGAUCGCUGCUGCUGCUGCUGGAAAGUUACAGACACCGGAACGCUGCGCACGGCCUGUGGCCCCAGAGCCAAGGACUACCCGGCUCCAGAAAAACCCACAGAUAUUUCGAAAAGAAAUCUGUAGCCUGAAGUUUGUGGUGCGUUUGUAACCAGCAAAGGAGGAGGAAGAGAAAAGCACUGUCACCCAGGAAUCCUGCACUGGAGAAGCGAUUCUUCCAAGAAUGGUCUCCCACUCAGAGUUGAGGAAACUCUUCUCCUCAGCAGAUGCUGUGUGUUUUGAUGUUGACAGCACAGUCAUCAGAGAAGAAGGAAUUGAUGAGCUGGCCAAAUUCUGUGGUGUGGAAGCUGCUGUGUCAGAAAUGACACGGAGAGCCAUGGGUGGGGCAGUGCCUUUCAAAGCUGCGCUCACUGAGCGCUUGGCACUGAUCCAGCCCUCCAGGGAGCAGGUGCAAAGGCUGCUAGCUGAGCAUCCCCCACACCUGACCCCCGGCAUAAGGGAGCUGGUAAGUCGUCUACAGGAGCGAAAUGUUCAGGUUUUCCUCAUAUCUGGUGGCUUUAGGAGUAUUGUGGAGCAUGUUGCUGCCAAGCUUAAUAUCCCAGCGAGCAAUGUAUUUGCCAAUAGACUGAAAUUCUACUUUAAUGGUGAAUAUGCAGGUUUUGAUGAGACACAGCCAACAGCCGAAUCUGGUGGGAAAGGAAAAGUUAUUAAAUUUUUAAAGGAAAAAUUUCACUUUAAGAAAAUAGUCAUGAUCGGAGAUGGAGCUACAGACUUGGAAGCCUGUCCUCCUGCUGUACGUAUUCAGGAUGCUUUCAUUGGAUUCGGAGGAAAUGUGAUCAGGCAGCAAGUAAAGGACAACGCCAAAUGGUAUAUCACUGAUUUUGUUGAGCUUUUGGGAGAACUGGAAGAAUAAUACCAACUUCAGAUGAGUUUUUCAAAGUUAUAGGCUCCUAGGAGUCUAGAAAGUGCUAUUUUUUUUUCUGCUGUAGUUGCAAUAUUAAUAUGACCACUAAUUACCUGGAGAGUUUUAUAGUUUGAAUUCUUUAUCUAUUCCUAGCUAUAUUUUACCUGAAGCCUUCUGAGGUGCUUAGUAAAUUAAGCACUCUCAGUAACAUGGAUUCAGCAGCCUUACAUGAAUAUUGGGUUUCCCUUUGAUAUAGAAAUAAAAGUUUAUGCAUCUGUCAGAACAGACUCGUUCCA